CUUUUAUUCACCUGUUGCGCCCAGCUCUCUGCGACUUUACGGCUUAUAAAGGCGACUGAGAAGAAGUGCGACAGAGUGUAAUAAAAGAGCUCGACUCCGGCGACACACAUCCUAGAGAGGAAUUCGUCAACCGAUCGUCCGCCGGCACAGUCGCCCUAAUCAUGCUGAGGCAUGAGGCUUGGGGCAGGCCUAUCUUAUCCUCCGUAUUACACCAGCAUUCAUAAGGCCGUCGUCCCCCCACCAACAAGGCAGGGUUGCUCGAGUCCCAGAGGCAUACGACAUGUCUAGCUCAAGAGGUCCGUCGACUCUCGGGAAUCUCGAUACGACCCCCAGAUCGCGCCUGCAGUCUCGCGCACGUGGAUCACGCAGCGUUUCCGCUGCAUCCCGUCCCUUCUUACAAGACCCGGAGGUCGAGGCCGAUGCCUUUUCUCAUCCCGAUGGGCCCAUUGCUACGGAGCUCCUGAGUUCACAUCACAGCGACGCGGAGGAGGCAUGUACGGAAGAGCUGAGCGAGGAAGAUGCACAAGACGAACUAACGCGGAGACCUUGGUGGAAGAGGCCGUCGCCUUGGUGGUUCCUAAUUCUAACCCCUUUUAUCUCCACCGCAAGGGCAGCAGUCAUAGCCCCCAAAGUGGAGAUAUACAUACGAUUGGCCUGUGAUACUCACAGACCUGAUUCAUCUGCCAUCGGUCAGAUCGUGCAUGCGUUCUCUUCUCCCGACAGGUGGGAGAGUUGUGCUUCCGACCCCACAGUACAGGCAGCAGUAGCGAAACUGUCACUUGUCAUCACUAUUUCCAUGGGCGUACUUAGUUGUCUGACUACGGCGUGGUGGGGCUCGCUGUCUGACAGAUAUGGCCGAACAAGAGUGGUCACAUGUGCAGUGAUCGGUUCGCUCAUUGAGGACAUCAACUUCUUGCUUGUUUGCCGAUAUUCGAGCCUCUUGCCUGGCGGGUAUUGGCUCCUUACCUGCGGCGCCAUAAUGUCGGGGUUGCUGGGGGGUAUGAGCACCAUUGGAGCCGGUGUACACGCGUACAUCGCCGAUUGCGCUGAACCCUCCUCACGUUCGCGCUUCUUUUCCUUGCACCUCGGCCUCCUGUUCACCGGGUUUAGUAUCGGGCCCACGCUCGGCAGUGUGCUCGUCGGCUAUACGCACAACCCAGUCUCUGUGUUCUACAUCGCGGCUGUGCUACACUUCGUCUACGCGUUGCUUCUGUGCUUCGUCGUCCCCGAAUCUCUCACGCCCGAGCAGAUGGCUGUUUUCCGCCGUGAGCACACGCUCAGCAUAGAGCAAGCGAAAGAAGGGAGAGAGAAUGGCGGCGCGGGGGAAUGGCUGAAGAGGGCGUUUGGCUUCUUGACUCCGCUGGCAUUGCUGCUACCGAGGAAGUCGUCAAUUGCGGGGGCGAGGAGGAGGGAUUGGAGUCUACUGCUACUUGCAAUGGGAUACGGGUUCACCAUUGCAUUGAAGGGAGAUCUCACGUAUGAGUAUCAGUACAUGUCCUUGAUGUUCGGCUGGACAUCCGAACAGCUCGGGUACUAUACUAGCGCCCUUGGUACGACGCGCGCAAUAUACUUGACCGUGCUCUUGCCUGUCAUCACGAAGCUGUUCCAGUCCAAACCUCGAGCAGUACAACUUCCAGCUGACGCGCAAGAGCCGACUUCUGCACGCGCACAGGCGAAUCACCCUGCGGCGUUCGACCUCACCCUCGCGCGUCUCUCGAUCGUGAUCGAGGUUGUCGCGUACACCCUGAUGGCACUCGCGCCCAACGGGUAUCUCUUCACCGCGUAUGCGAUACUAAGCACGCUCGGCAUCGGCUUCACGCCCGCGGUGAACAGCGUCGCGUCCGCAGUGUACAUGCAGGGCGGCGGGCGCGAGCUGGGCAAGCUGUUUGGCGCGCUGGGCGUCGUGCAGACGGUCAGCUCGAACGUGCUGGGGCCGUUCAUGUUUGGCGUGACGUACAUGAAGACGGUCGCGACGGCGCCGCAGGCGAUCUUCGCGGUGUCCCUGGCGGCGCUGAGCAUCUCCUUCAUGCUGCUUGCGCCUAUCCGGUUGCACGCGCCGGGCUGUGAUGUCGAGGGGCGGGAGGCCGCACCGUCUGAUGAAGUCGCGACGGGCGAGCGAGAGCCGCUCCUCGCUAGGGAUGAGGAGCGCGGUAGGGCAGCGACCAAGCGGUGAUAUUGUAUUCUAGUAACUGUUUGCUGCGGGCAUGCGGCAAGCAUCUCUGAAGCUUCACUGAUAA
Molecule: messenger RNA, 2237 nt
Organism: Postia placenta MAD-698-R-SB12
Lineage: Eukaryota; Fungi; Basidiomycota; Agaricomycetes; Polyporales; Adustoporiaceae
Exons: 10
Coding region: 281-2173 (630 amino acids)
Biological process (GO): transmembrane transport
Cellular component (GO): membrane
Molecular function (GO): transmembrane transporter activity
Source: RefSeq, a predicted model, not a curated record